Messenger RNA from Stereum hirsutum FP-91666 SS1, 3606 nucleotides. RefSeq lists its product as uncharacterized. Lineage: Eukaryota; Fungi; Basidiomycota; Agaricomycetes; Russulales; Stereaceae. The transcript has 5 exons. Gene Ontology annotation, molecular function: protein binding. The record is from RefSeq and is a predicted model, not a curated record. Bases 1 to 3606 code for a protein of 1201 amino acids.
AUGGAGACUUUGGGUUCUGAUUCAUCGCCGAGCACCCGCCAAACGGUCGUGCGACCCGUUGUGAGCAAAGUCAAGGACUUGAAGGAGGAAAUUGAUACUAAUGGAGAACUUUUAGAUUUACCACUCCCCGAAAAUGCCCCAACUUUGUCUCCUGGGCCAUCAGCGUCGGCGUUGACCCCUGUGGAUGGACCGUCCUUAGGUGUCACCAAUUCAGUGAAUAAAUCCAACUCCUGGACCUCCCUACAUGACGUCGCGAAAGACCUAUUCCUUCGGUUUGACUCGUCAGGGAACAUCGAUGAUCUUGACCGAGCCAUAUCUUCCCUCGAGAAGGCCAUUUCACUUCUACCUGAGGAACACAACCAGAGGCCUGUACUUCUCAAUCAUCUUGGUACAUCCCUGCGACGACGUUUCGAGCACGAUGAUGAUCGCACUUACAUUGAUCGUGCUAUUGAUGUCCUCUCUCGAGCUACCAACCUCGCAGACCAUAGUAAUUCCGAUAGAGCCGAGUUUCUUAAUGACCUCGGAAACUGCUUUCGUAGCCGCUUCGAGAAUUUUGAAGACCUCCCUGACAUUGACAGCGCGAUUUCCAGUCUUCAGGAGGCCAUCUCACUUGCUCCCGAUGACCACGAGGGAAAGCCCAGGUAUCUGACCAAUAUGGGUACCUCGUUCAUGUGUCGAUUCGAAGUCCAAGGACUCAAGGUGGACAUUGACAAUGCAAUUUCUGCUCAUCAGCAGGCGGUGGCGCUCACUGCUGACGGUCACGAUAAUAAAUCCGCUCUCUUCAAUAACCUCGGAACUGCAUAUUUGCGCCGAUUCGAGAGCGAGGGCGAUCUUGCGGACAUUGACCAUGCUAUCGCACUGCAGGAGAAUUCCGUGGCAGCUAUACCUGAUAGCCAUGCUUACAAGGCCGGGCGCCUCAAUAACCUAGGAACCUCCGUGUUCGUGAGAUUUGAGCGGACUGGUGAUCUCAAUGAUAUACACCGGGCUAUUGAUGUCCAGAAGCAGAGCAUCGCAUUGACAGGCAAUGGAGACGCUAAGAAGCCCGGUCGACUCAGUAAUCUUGGGAACUCGCUCCUUGCACGAUUCGAGCGUCUUGGAGAUCUGGAUGACCUUUCUAGAGCAACCUCCACGCUCGAGGAAGCUGUAUCACUCACGCCCAACAGCCAUCCUAGAAAAGCCGGGUACCUCAAUAAUCUGGCCAACUGUUUCCAGACUCGAUCCGAAAGAAUGGGCGAAAUCGCCGAUAUUGACCAUGCUAUCUCAUUGCUUGAACAAGCUGCCGCUCUGAAUACAGGCGGCAAGACAGUGAAGGCAUCACGUCUCCAUAACCUCGCAGCGUGCAUUAUGUCUCGUUUCGAAUGCCUCCAAGAUGUUGCGGAUAUUGAUCGUGCUCUUUCCCUCCGACAACAAAUACUUACACUCGCGUCGGACAGACAUCCUGACAAAGCUGCAUACCUGGAGUCAGUUGGCACCUGCUUCCUUUCGCGUUAUGAGCGUUUAGGACACCUUGCCGAUGCCACUCGCGCUAUUGAAUUCCAGAAUAAAGCCAUCAAACUUCUCCCUGACGAUCAUGCAGACAAGGCGCAGUUUCUCUCCAAUCAGUCCAUUUCCUUCAUCCACCGAUACAACAGUACGAAGGAUAUCGCCUACCUCGACCGUGCUAUUGUUGCGAGAGAACAGGCUGUCGAACUGACGCAAGGUGACAGCACAGGGAAAGCCAGCUAUCUCAGUAGCCUUGGACGUUCUUACACUGUUCGGUUCAAUCAUUCGCAUAAUCCUGACGACAUUGGACAUUCUAUCUCACUGCAGGAGCAAGCAGUUGCACUCCUGUCAGAUAAUCAUUCAGAAAUGGCACCGUGCCUUAGCACCCUUGGAACAUCGUACCUCACUCGCUUUCAGAAGUAUGCAGAUGGAGCUGAUGCUGAUCGAGCUAUUUCUGCACACGAACGAGCUGUCGCACUGACGCCCGACAGACAUGCAACAAAACCUCGGUAUCUUCGUAACCUCGCACGAGUGUACCACGAACGCUUUCAGUUAUCGGGGGGCGAUGCAGAUGCCGAACUAGCUAUAUCAAACUACCGUUUAUCAGCAUGCUGGGAGAUAGGGCUACCGUCUACCCAGUUAGACCUUCAACGGAAUUCGCGAGGCGGUCAAGAAGCGGCGGCGGCGGCGGCAAUAUCGUUCAAGGAAUAUGGCCUCGCGGUCGAGUGCUUGGAGCAAGGCCGGUCCAUCAUAUGGGGUCAGAUAUUACAUCUCCGCACAUCAGUGGGUGACCUCCAAGCAGCACACCCAGACCUUGCGAAGCAGCUCGAGCUUGUGUCACAACAGCUGGAACACGCCGGUACAGCACGCAGCGUGCGUGCACGACGCCACACAAAGACUCCAGCGGGGCUAACCUGGGAGAACGAAGCACACGCACACCAUCUCCUCGCGGACAGAUACGCACAAUUAGUAGCCAAAGCUCGAAGUAUUUCUGGCUUCGAAAGGUUCCUCCUGCCGAAAACGCUUUCUGAGUUACUACCUGUCACUAAAAACGGAGCUGUGGUCCUCUUGAAUGCUCACAAAUCGCGCUGCGAUGCGCUUGUCCUUGGACACGGUGCAUCCUCAAUUAUCCAUGUGCCGCUCUCCGCUUUGGACUACGAAAAGGCAGAGAAUCUGAGAAAGGCCUUGAUGCAAAUACUGCGGGAUGCAGGCGUGAGUGCCCGUGGUUUGGUACGACACGGUCCCACCAUGGCUCGUCAAAUGCCUCGUUUACUGGGAACCUUGUGGUCGACGGUUGUAGAACCUAUACUACAAAGCCUAGGUUACAUGACCGCCGUACAAGACCAUUCGCCUCCGCACGUUACCUGGUGCGCUACAGGUCCGCUAGCGUUUCUUCCUCUCCACGCUGCUGGGAGAUACGAGGGAAAGAGUCAUCAAAGGGUCUUUGAUCAUGUCAUUUCAUCGUACACUCCGACUUUGACCGCCUUGCUCGAAGCGUCGAAGAGGAAAACUCAACCGUUCCGCGGGCUGCUCGCCGUAUCACAGCCUGCGACACCAGGUCAAUCGCGCCUACCAGGAACCGUGCAGGAAGUUCAAGCCAUCAAGGAACACUUCGAUAAUCUCAGCUUUCGCUGGUUGAACGACAGCGAGGCCACGGUGGAUGCCGUACUCGAGGGCAUGGAAAAGUCUAGCUGGUGCCAUCUAGCAUGCCAUGGCGUUCAGCAUCCUGAGGAUCCGACCAACAGCGCCUUUUUAUUGCAAGACGGGCGACUCGAGUUAACGACAAUCAUGGCCAAAUCGUUUCAAUUUGCGGAAAUGGCGUUUUUGUCCGCCUGCCAAACAGCAACGGGUGACGAUCAGCGUCCAGAAGAGGCGAUCCAUCUUGCCGCAGGGAUGCUCAUGGCGGGCUAUCGAAGCGUCUUUGCAACGAUGUGGUCGAUUGGAGACAAGGAGGGACACUUUGUCGCGGAUAAAGUCUACUCACAUCUUAUGAGAGACCAGGGGCACGUUGGCGAAGACAGAACGGCGGCGAAAGCGUUGCAUCUCGCGGUGGCAUCUUUGCGCAACGAAAAUGGGGAGAAGGACUUCGUGAAGUGGAUUCCUUUUAUACACAUGGGGGUCUGA